AUGGCGCCAUCUACCGCUAUAGAGUCAAAUAAUAAUUCAAAUGGACAAGUUCAUCAAAAUGGUGUUAAAUCAACCACAAAAUCAAUCAAACCAAAUUCUACAGUAGACAGUAUGCAACUCGAGAAUUUACUACUAAGAGAUGAAGAAAUUUUCCAAACAUCUUUAAAUUCAGAUGAUUAUUUAGAUACAUUAGCUCCCAUUAUCAAAAAUGCUGUGAAAUCAAAUGGAUUGUCAGAUCUAAUUUUAAAAUUAAAUGAUAUUGUUAAAUCAAAAGAUGAAGAAUUAAAUUUACAAUCAAUGGAAUCAAUGGAUGAAAUUAAUCUUUGUAUGAGUCACAUAUCAAAUAUUCACAAGGAUGCAGAAGAUUUAAGGAACCACCUAGGUUUAGUUAAUCAAACUUUCAAUAAAUCAUCUAUCGAAUUAAUGUCAAGAAAAAAAAACUACAUCAAGUACAAAGAUGUAUGUAAUAGAAUAAAUGAAUCUCAAGUCGUGUUGAAUGAAUGUAUUCAAGUAUUGGAAUUAAUGAAUAGAAUACUAGAUCUUAUAAAACAAACGAAAUAUUUCCUGGCUUUAAAAUUAAUUGAUGAAAUGAUUAAUAUUCAUAUUCAAAAAGUUAAUGAAUUCAGUUUUGCUAAAAAGAUUAUAAAUUCUAUACCGCAUUUGACGAAAAUGGUAAAAGAUGAUGCAUUUGAAAAUUUAACUAAAUGGCUAUCGUUAAAUCUAGAAAGAAAAUUGCAAACUGUAGGAGAUAUUUUAUACGAAAAUUUAUAUGAUUUACAAGAAAAUUGGAGUCAAAGAAAAAGUGGAAAUUUAACUUAUUUACCUUACAAAUUGAAUUCACCAGUUGAACUAAGUUUAAGAGAUCCUGAUUCAAAUUAUCAAAUUUUUGAAGAUGAAACUUUAAAAAUUCCAUUAAAUAGUGUUUAUGAUGCUAUAUUAGUUUAUCGUACAUUAAAUGAAUUAGAUACUUUAAAAUCAGUUUACAACAAAGAAUUUAUGAAGAAAUAUACUAGAAUCAUAUACCCCAUAACAUCAGCAUCAGCAAACAUUAAAAACAUAACGUUUACUAAAGAAGAAUUAGAUGAUUACCUUAAAAAGAUAAGUGCAUUUUUUGUAAUGGAUAAACAAUUAAAUUUAUUAACUAAAUUUCAAUUACGUUCAAAUACUCAAUCUGAUGAAUUAUGGAUUUCAUAUGUGUCUAAAUUAAAACCAAUUCUUGUAUACAACCUAAAACAAAAUGAUUUUUAUGAUUUAGAUGAUUUAAGUGAUUUUAAAAAUUUAAUUGGUGAUUUUUUACAAAUUAUGGAUUCAAAUGAAUAUGAUGUAACUGAUUUAUAUGAGAUAAUGAUGAUGAUGUUUAAAGAUCAUUUUGCUCCCUUGUUGGUGCAAGAUACGAGAAAGAAUUAUUUAGCAUCAAUGCAAAAAGAAUACACAACUUUAACAGUUGAUCAAAGAACUUAUGAAGCUAUAAUGAAAGUUAUAUUUUAUAGACAAGAUGAUCCUUUUGCUCCCAAGAAUAUCAAAAAGUUCCCAGUUAAUUUCCCAUUUAGUGAAGAUUAUGUUGCAUUUUGUAAGUACCUAAGAAAGAUUAUAAGUUCAUGUAUAAAAUUCAUUGGAGCCUAUUACAAUUAUGAAAUUAAUGAAAUAAAUAAUAUUAUAGUUUAUGAUGUUAUUGAAAAUUUCUUGAGUUAUAAAAAGGGGUUUGGUAUAGCAUGGGAGAUUGAAGAUUUUAUUCAAAAGAAUUCAAAUAACCAAGAAGUCAUAUCACAAAGUUUUGUAAAUUUACAGUAUUACUUAUCAAGUCUAUACGAAGUAGGUCCAUUAAUCAAUUUGAAAUUAAGACGAAAUACAGGUAUGGGAAUUCAUAAUAUAGAUCAUAACAAUACUUUCACAUUAAAAGCAGUAGAAUCAUUUAUAAAACUAAAGAAAUUUUCAGAAGAUAUGGUUUAUAAUAUGGUAGAUAAUAAAAUAAAAGAAUUAUUGGAAUUAGUAGAAUAUGAUGAUUACUUACCAACUAUAAAAACAAGAGAAGCCAAUUUCGCCAUAAAAGAUUUUGCAAUGUUUUUAGAAAAUUUAUUCACUUCAAUUUUUCAAAAUUUACCAUCACAAUUAAGAACUUUAGGAUUAUUCAGAACUUAUGAUUUUGUUUCACAAUAUUUUUUAAAUUUAUUAAAAGAAGCUAGAACUUACAACACAAUAUUUAUUGAAAAUUUCGAUUUAGAUAUAAAAUAUUUAGAACAAUCAAUGCAAAAGUUAAGUCAAAAUGAUUUAGAAACUAGCGAGGAUGACACUUCAGGAAAUGUUGCAAUAGAAUCCACAUUUUCAGAAUUAAGACAAAGUAUAAACUUACUCAAAAAUUCAAAUCAAUAUGAUGAUUUCUUACAGAACAACCUGUUCAGAGUUAGACAAUUUCCUGCACUUAAAUUUGAAGAUGGAAAAUUACUCAUAAGUAAAAUGAAAGGUACAAGAAUUUUAAGUGCUGGCAAUGGAUUUCAUCAGAAUGAUAAUGGGAAUGGUUUAGAUUUUAAUAGAAGAAAUGGAAUGAAUUGA
Molecule: messenger RNA, 2550 nt
Organism: Lodderomyces jiufengensis
Lineage: Eukaryota; Fungi; Ascomycota; Pichiomycetes; Serinales; Debaryomycetaceae
Gene: SEC15
Product: Rab GTPase-binding exocyst subunit
Exons: 1
Coding region: 1-2550 (849 amino acids)
Biological process (GO): intracellular protein transport; Golgi to plasma membrane transport; exocytosis
Cellular component (GO): exocyst; membrane
Source: RefSeq, a predicted model, not a curated record